AUGCGGAUCCGCCUAUACUCUACCUUCGCGGAUCUGACGAAUGCUUCCGUCAAGGUGAAUCGUGAAGGACUGUGGAAGAUUAUGCAGAAAUUCGGCUGUCCGGUGCGAUUCAUUCAGGUGGUGCGUCAGCUGCACGACGGUAUGAUGGCGCGAGUCACGGACAACGGAGCUGUCCCAGAGGCAUUCGCAGUGACCAUCGGAGUGAAGCAGGGAUGCGUGCUGACGCCUACCCUCUUCAGUCUUAUGUUCACUGCCAUGCUGAUGGAAGCCCACCGUGAUGAACGCCCCAGGAUCCGCGUUGCCUACAGGACGGACGGUCACCUCCUGAAUCAACGGCGGAUGCACUUCCAGUCGUGCGUAUCCACAACCACCGUCUACGAACUUCUCUUCGCCGACGACUGCGCCCUGAACAGCAUCUCGGAAGAGGAGAUGCAACGCAGCAUGGACCUAUUAUCCGCCGCCUGCGAGAACUUUAGGCUGGUUAUCAACACGCAGAAGACGGUGGUGAUGCAUCAACCGCCACCCUACUCAGCCACACCCCCAACGCGCCGCAAAUCAGCGUGA
Messenger RNA from Spirometra erinaceieuropaei, 564 nucleotides. The record is from the annotation of a GenBank genome assembly. NCBI's taxonomy places the organism in Eukaryota, Metazoa, Platyhelminthes, Cestoda, Diphyllobothriidea, Diphyllobothriidae.